AUGUUGGACCACUUCACUGUAAUUGGUCCCAACGGUUCACACGAUUGUUUGGUCUUGGAGCUUGUUGGUCCUAAUGUUUCAGAUGUCAUUCUCAACCACUGCAGUGAUGGCAGGCUGCCAUCCCCCGCUGCAAGGUCGAUCUCGAGGCAGGUGUUGCAAGGUCUCGAUUAUCUUACUUCCAACGACAUUGGGCAUGGUGACCUUCGCACUAGAAAUAUUGCUCUGGAAAUUCCGGGGCUGCAUUUACUCAGCGAAGGAGACUUGAUCGCCAGACUUGGUGAGCCUGAGAUGGGCUCAGUCACAAGGCAAGAUGGCAAGCCAUUGUCAUCAAAUAUACCAACACAUCUAGUCCGACCUUCGUCCUUCAGAAACAAGGACGUCCAAACUCUCCUCUCAGUCCCAUCGAUCAAGAUAAUUGACUUUGGUGAAGCCUUCUUCAACUACGACGCGCCCAAGACAUUGCAUACCCCGCUUCCAGUACGUGCACCAGAAAUUGUGUUUGGAGAUCAUCUCAACAAUCAAGUAGAUUUAUGGAGCGCAGGAUGUUUGAUCUUCGAGCUUGUGACUGGGCAGCCCCCGUUUGACGUUGUCAUGUUGACUUCCCCAAUGCUGGUUCAACAAAUGAUAGAGCUUAUUGACGAUGAUUUACCAUCAAGAUGGCACUUAAAGUGGCAAGAAAUGAGAAGUAAAGCAUCGGAUGAGGAGGAUACCUGGACACUGCAAAGUUGGAUGGAAGAGAUUUAUUUCGAUAAAGGCAAACAUCCGGAGUUCACAAGGGACGAAGUAAGAGCUGCAGCGAAGCUUAUUGCGCGGCUGAUGAAAUUUGAGCCAUCACUUAGGACCUCACCAACCGAUAUUCUAGCUGAGCCUUGGCUCCAAUAA
Messenger RNA from Fusarium subglutinans, 882 nucleotides. Its product is annotated as CMGC SRPK kinase. Gene Ontology annotation, molecular function: protein kinase activity; ATP binding. The transcript has 3 exons. Gene Ontology annotation, biological process: protein phosphorylation. Lineage: Eukaryota; Fungi; Ascomycota; Sordariomycetes; Hypocreales; Nectriaceae. The record is from RefSeq and is a predicted model, not a curated record. Bases 1 to 882 code for a protein of 293 amino acids.